AAGCCCAAAGCUCACAGCGAGGAUAGAGAUCUCACGCCCAAACCUGUACACACCACCGUUCGGCUGCAGCAGAUCGGUAUAGAACCGGCACAGACGCCCGUUGAGGAGACGAAUCGUGGCGGCGUCAAAAAGACUGAGAGCGAACCAACCCACGCUACUGCGCCAGUCGACCCCUCCGUUCUACUGCAAGACGCUAGAAGAAGUCUGCAGAAUUCUAUGGCCAAACUGGUCGAAGAGAAAGCCGGCGAAGAAAAUCGCAGGCGCGCGGCUCGCGACAUAAUCACAACUGCCAUACGUACUGGUAAACCGCCGAUGCCUUACGGGCGGUCGUCGUCCGCGGGCGUGGCGUCGCUAGUGUCGCCGCCCGCUUCCGCUUCCGCCCCCGCCCCCGCUACCGCGCCGGUUACCUCGCCGUCCGCUGGCCCCGCCCCCUCGCGCGUUUUCCGCACUGAAGCGCAGCAUCGCGUAGAAGAUCACCGUAAUAGGGGCGUGUCAGUGGAGCGUAUCAUCCCCAUACACGUGGCGGAGGAAUCGCCCACGUCGCCGCCUCAAAGCCCACAAACACCCACGCAGCCUCCGACUAAACCCGUGCCUAAACCAGCCCAAACACCGUUAAGACGCUUGGUGUCAAACGAGUCGAGCGCUAGUGAGGCGUGCAGCUCCCCUGGCGAGCCGAUCAAGAAAUCCGCGCGCGAGUUCAUCAUACCCAUCGCGGUGGAGGGCAAGGGAUACGUCACUCCGCGGCAACGCAGCCUCGAGCCCGACGCGCACGCCGCGCCCGCCGCCCGCCUGCCGCGACCCAGGCGCAUCAGCAGUCUUGUCAGUGGAGGAGAAUCAGAAGAAGAAGAUGAUACGCACAUGCAUAGAUUGAGAUCAUCGAGAGCGGCCCGCGCCGAGUCCGUGAGUUCAGGCGAAGAAGACGAAGAAGAUGAGGGCUUCCAUCUUCUCACUGCUGAGAAUCUGUUCUCCACACUUCUACAUCGGGUGCGAGCGCUCACCAAUCGUUUGAACGGAGAGGAGGGUCCUGGAUUCCCGCAGCAUCCGCACUCGUUGUUCAACAAUUUGCAGACACCUUUCUUCAAUAGCCGCGAAGGGUGGGGAGCGCGAGAUCUGCGUGAGAAUUUCGACUCUAUGUUCAACAAGCCGCGCCAGUUGCCUAGAGGUGGUAGGAAGAGAGGCGGCAAAGAACAGGCGGCCGAGGCGCUCGACCUGUCCGACCUCGACCUGAGCUCGAUCCGGCUGUCUGACAAGGAGAUGCGCGCCCUCUCCGGCCUCACGCCCGCGCUCUCCCGCCGCCUGCAGCGACAGCUCCUCGCCAGCCUCCCGCCCGCCGCCGCCCGACGACUGCGCCGCACCCUCUCCCUGCACGACCCCGCGCCCGCCUCCGCCUCCGCACCCGCGCCCGCCUCCGCCCCUCAAACGCCCGCGCCCCGAGCCCCUGCACCAGAAUCGCCUCCGACAGACGAGGACGCCCCUAUGACCCCGAUGAAAACCGACGAACCCGCGCCUCUUGUUAAAUCUAAAUCUCCUUCCCCUCGGCCCGCCCCUCCCGAAAAUUCUGAACCUCCGUCGCCGCGGCCCGAAGUCGAGGCGUCGUUGUCGUCGCACCGGCUACGUUCCCCCGACCGUACGACUGGUGACGUGGACUCGGUGCGACAGUUCUGCACGCUGCCGCGGCUGCGCCGGCGGUCGUCGCCUGUGCGGGACCUGGCACCGCCGAUCGAGCCGGAGCCAGUGUCGACGCGUAUCGGAUCGACGGUGACUCCGCGGAUCACCCCCGAUCGACCCCUCCUCAGCAAGUACCUGACGCCAGAGCGGGCGUCGUCCCUGGACGACUCGUACUCUUCAGACGGAAGCAUUCUAUCGGAGCCGAGUUACGUGGCGGCAUACGGCGGAACGGGGCUCGGCCUCCGCCGCCACUCGAUGAGACUCACCGGCGACCAGCCCCGCCGCCGGGUCUCCAGGUUUCUGAGAUCGGACUUUUUCGAUUCCCCUCCGGACGAGAGCGUUUACGCGAAGCAUCGGAAAGAAAAGGAGCUCGAGACGCAGAAAAUUUUGCGCGAGAUACGAGAGAAAAAGAACAGAUCGCUCGAAUCCCCGGGCGUGAGAAGUCCGACGUCGGAUUACGGCGACGCCCCGCCGACGUUCCGGGACGAUCCAGCGUUUAAAAAGUGUCUAUCGCCCGUGUCGCUUCUAACCAACAAGGAGAGGAGCCGCUCGAACACACCGUUUUUCCCCAUUCUAGAUAAUAUCAAAGAAACCGCGGCGGAUGCCCCCCAUGGAAAUUCGCCGGACAGAAAGAUGAGCGGCGACGCGGGAGAAUUGAGAUCGAGUUCACGUUUCAUCGAUUGUUCCUCUACUCGAGAAUCGAAACUGACUAGGCCAAAAAGUUAUCCCGUUAAAAAUCAAGAAUCUAUUGAAGAACCGGUGUCCUUUAUUACGAGAAACGGUCCUGACAAAGGACAUGAAAUAAAAGAUGCAAGUUUACAAAAGGAAUCCAAAUUGACGAGACCGAAGAGUUAUCCUACGAGUAGCCCGUCUCCGGAAAAAGUUUAUGUAAAUCGCAAUAAUAAUAAAAAAGAAACCGCAUCUAAUUCUAAACUAAAAGAUGACCAGAUGAAGAGUGAUGUCGAAGUUAGUUUUAGUAUUACAUUACCAAUGAAAAAGUCUGAAACACAGAAAACCGAAGAGAGUAUUGGCAGUGGUGAAUCCGUCAAAAGCAAAGUAGAAUCUAACUUCGAUAAUAAAAAAUCCACUAGUGACAGUCUUGUCCUUAAAAAAUAUAAAAUAAUAAAUGAAGAAAAUAAUGAUAAGUUAGAACCUAGCAAAGAGAAUGGCUCCAUCGUUGCUAAUGGCAUUGUUAAGGAUAAUUUAAAUAAAGAUUUGAUCGAAGUAGAAGAUAAGACUGUUAAAAUAUUAAAUACCUCUACUAAAAAAGAAGACGCCAAAGCUAAAGCAACUGAAGGCGAUAGUGGUGAAAAGAAAGGAACAGUAAAAAAGAAAAUAAUUAAAAAAGUUUCCUCAAAAUCAAAAGCUGAUGUGGGAAGCAACCAAGAUUCAACAGAUGCCAAAAGUGUACCUGAAAAGAAAAAAGUGACAAAGAAAGUUAAAGAAAAAGUUCCCGAAGAUGGAAAUAAACCUACGACUGUCACAAAAAAGAAAUCUAUGUUCCAAUCUCUAGGUCAUAAAUUAGAAAAGUUUACCUCGGCAAAAUCUAGUUCUCCAGAAAAGAGUUCAGAAAAUGGAAAUAUAACCACAGAAAGUAGUGAUGCGUUAAAGUUAAAAAGAAUCCAAAGAGAGCAAUCUGUACCUGUUAAUCCGGAACCUCCUACUGAAUCUAACCUUAUUAAAAGAGCUGUAACAUUAACUGACGUUGCCGCACUGGAUACUCCUAAUACUAGCAAUACAAAAACAACAGUAUCUAAAGUCUUAGGGUUGUUUAAAAAAUUCGAUCCGAAAGAAAAGUCAGUGAAAUCUGUAGAAAAGUCUCAAAGUGAAAACCUAGAAGAGAAUAUAGCCGAUUGUAAAAUACAAACAAAUGCAGAGCUACCGUUAGAUAUUCUCGAUAAAGAUAAACCUCGGAGACCAACCUCGUUACUAUUGAAUGGAUUAAGUCGUAAAAAUAAAUAUGGCAGGACUACCAGUGAUAACGUUGUGCCAGCGGCUAUUGAAAAUGACGAACGAGCCGAAAUUAAAAGAGAUACUGAACCUAAAAACUUGAAAAAUACUUUAAAAUUAGACUUCUCCAAAUUGCCAAGAGUAAAAAAAAUAGUUCCUACAAAUCCUGUGAUAGAACCGCAAGUGCUAAAACAUUCUGCAGAAGACAAGGAGACUGAAAAGAAAGAAAAUAUAGAAAAGAAAAUCAGCAUAGCACCCGAGAGGUUGGUUGAAAACAACGAUAUGAAUAUAGAAACACGCAGUCGAUCGAGGAGUAGAUCUACUAUAUCCAAUUCCGAAUUAAAGUCUGAUCUCAGUGUAGAAGAUAAAAGUGUCGGUAAACAUUCUUUGUCGCCUUCCGAUACCACGGCUAACAAUUCUCUACGCGGUCGUGGGUCAGUAUCACCAGAAAAGGACGAUAUCAUCGAUAGGAUACGAAGAAAAAGUUUUUAUUCCAGGUUUAACGAAAAGAAAGCGAGAAGAAAAAGUAGUUUAGUUGGACCCGGUGCUGCGGAAUACGAUCCUCUGGCACGAAUACACUCCCCACCGGUAGAAAUGAAAUAUGACGCUUCACCUACAUCACCACCCCUCGGUGUAUAUGACUUGUCUCCAGGGUAUUCCAUCGCAUCAGAUCUAUCUCCCUCCACGGAAAGGUACCGAUCUCUGUUGACCGAUCUACCAGUAAAUACUAGAAAUAAUUCUAGGUUCGAAAAUUACGGAUUAAACGACAAAAUCGAUACCUAUCGAUCUCUCGACCGCAAUGACUUUAGGAAGUGUCCUGGUAGUCGAAGCUACUUGGAUUACGAUCAACCAUUGUCAUACGGAGGCCACAGAUAUUCAAGAACUAAAUCAUUGCUGGAAAAUUCUGACGGUAUUGAAGAAUCUACCCUUGGUCCUCUCAGAGAUCCACAAAAAUAUAAUAGAACUCUGUCGAUGUAUUCUCCGGGGAAUUACGCUACAUACAGGCCGAAGAGAACUAGAAAUUCAGCUAUAAUACUGAAAGAAAGCGAAAAGGAGCCUAGCCCGGAGAAUAUACUAGAAAAAAUACGAAAUAGAAAAAAUAUAUCUAUCAGCGUGACUAGAAAACCCGACAUCGAAAAGGAGAAACUGCCAAGAUCCAAUGUCUCACCUCAAAGCGAAGGCGACCGUACAGAACGCUCUGAGAAAACUGACUGAGAGGCACUACUGA
This is a messenger RNA of Diatraea saccharalis (sugarcane borer), 4846 nucleotides long. NCBI's taxonomy places the organism in Eukaryota, Metazoa, Arthropoda, Insecta, Lepidoptera, Crambidae. The record is from the annotation of a GenBank genome assembly.